Molecule: messenger RNA, 2762 nt
Organism: Lingula anatina
Lineage: Eukaryota; Metazoa; Brachiopoda; Lingulata; Lingulida; Lingulidae
Product: transmembrane 9 superfamily member 4
Biological process (GO): protein localization to membrane
Cellular component (GO): membrane
Source: RefSeq, a predicted model, not a curated record
CAAUAUCCAAUAGUCGAAUGGUUGUUAAUGUCCAUGAGAGUUUGAAUCUGAAAAAAAAAACGUAAUCUUCCACGUUUGACGAUCCAACAUGGCGACGAAGAUGAAAGGUUUCUAUGCCAUAUGUCUAUGUUGGCUGCUUACCAUUCCUUUGGAUGUUAAAGGUUUUUAUGUACCAGGUGUGGCACCAGUUGAAUUUGCUGAUAAACAAGAUGUAGAAGUCAAGGCAGUCAAAAUGACCAGUGUAAAGACUCAGCUACCUUAUGAAUACUUCUCCCUUCCCUUUUGUGCACCUAGUGAGGGAGUUGAAUACAAAGCAGAAAACCUAGGAGAGGUAUUAAGAGGGGACAGGAUUGUAAACACAGCUUAUAAGGUGAAAAUGAAUGAUAAUAAAGCCUGUACCUCUUUGUGCACUGCAGUGGAGUUUGAUGAGAAACAGACAAAGGCAAUAUUCAAAAGGAUUGAGGAGUCUUACUACGUUCAUUUGAUUGUGGACAAUUUACCAUGUGCUACAAAGUUUGAGACACUGGACACAAAGGAAGUCCAGUAUGAACAUGGAUACAAAUUGGGCUUUCAGGUGGAUAAAAAGACCUAUAUCAACAACCAUUUGAAGCUGAUCUUGAGUUAUCAUUUGGACACCACCAUACCUGAACAACCAACAUACAGAGUUGUUGGUUUUGAGGUUGAAACAAGAAGUAUAGGUGCUGGGGAAGUAGCAAUUAGUGAUGGGAAAUGCACAGACUUUGAUCCAGUAAAGAAACAGUAUAAGUUCCAGGAAAUUCCACCUUCAGGUAAAGUUAAAGUACAGUUCACCUAUGAAGUUGUCUGGAAGCCCAGUGAGGUGAAGUGGGCCUCCCGAUGGGACACAUACCUCACCAUGAGUGAUGUCCAGAUUCACUGGUUCUCCAUUAUCAACUCUGUGGUGGUUGUCCUCUUCUUAGCAGGUAUCUUGACAAUGAUCAUCAUUAGAACACUGAGAAGAGACAUAGCCAGGUACAACAAGGAUGAAGAAUUUGAGGAUACCCUAGAGGAGUCUGGUUGGAAGUUGGUCCAUGGAGAUGUGUUUAGGCCUCCCAGACAUAACAAGCUGUUUGCUGCCCUGGUGGGGUCUGGGGUACAGAUCUUCUGCAUGUCAUUUGUCACAGUAGUGUUUGCAAUGAUGGGGAUGUUGUCUCCAGCUUCAAGAGGUGCACUCAUGACAGCCGCCAUCUUCCUCUUUAUGUUCAUGGGGGUUAUUGGAGGUUUCUUCUCUGGCAGACUGUAUAAGACCAUGAAAGGUCUGCAGUGGAAGAGCACUGCCAUGCAGACUGCAUUAUUAUACCCAUCCAUUGUGUACUGCAUUUGUCUUCUUCUCAACUUUUUCAUUUGGGGAAAGAGGUCCUCAGGAGCUGUGCCUUUUAGCACCAUGAUUGCUCUGCUGGCCAUGUGGUUUGGUAUAUCUCUGCCACUCAUAUUCCUUGGAUAUUACUUUGGCUACAGAAAACAGCCAUAUGAACACCCUGUGCGUACCAAUCAAAUUCCUAGGCAAGUUCCUGAACAAAUGUGGUACAUGCAUCCAUUGCUCAGCACACUGAUGGCUGGUCUGCUACCAUUUGGUGCAAUGUUCAUAGAGUUGUUCUUUAUUUUCACUGCAAUCUGGGAAAACCAGUUUUAUUAUUUAUUUGGAUUUCUUUUCCUGGUUUUCAUUAUCCUCAUCAUCUCUACAUCACAAAUUGCCAUUGUGAUGACCUAUUUCCAGCUGUGUGCAGAGGACUACCACUGGUGGUGGCGGUCAUUUUUGGUAUCCGGAGGAUCUGCUCUCUAUGUAUUAGGUUACUCUAUAUUCUACUUCGUCACUAAGCUUGAAAUCACUGCAUUCAUUCCCACUCUGCUGUACUUUGGUUAUACCAUCAUCAUGGUAUUCACAUUCUGGUUGCUGACGGGCACAGUUGGCUUCUAUGCCACUUACUUUUUUGUGAGGAAAAUUUACGGAGCCAUUAAGAUAGAUUAAUAUCAGCAAAACAGAAGGAAAAUCUAGCAACUUAUGAAUAACAGUAGAAUCUGUCAAGAAUUUUGUUGGAUGCCUAAGACUGCAAAUUACCUUCUUGGCUGGGAGACUGUAAGCAUGAACAUGGAUGGUGUAUAUUUUGUAUUAUAUGAAUAUUUAAUAAUGAUAUUUCAUAUCAUUUAAGAUUUCUCUUAGAAUAUACUGCAGAUUGUGAAAUUUGACAAGUAAAUGUAUAUUUGCUUACUCAGUGGGAUUGCUUGGACUUUUAUGGAACAAAGAUGUCUUGGUUUAAAUUUGGACUACUAGGUGAAUUAUUUUAGUUUAUAUAAAAGGUCAAAACAUACUUAAAUGUUUAGUUGUAAAUGUAGUGGACAUUUCGAUAUUUUUUCUGAAUGCAGCAUUGCCUCUGUAUAGAUGACAGUAUUGACAUUGUUGGAAGAUCUGUUUUCUGUGCUGUUUAACCUUAGCUGUACAUAAAAAGCGCUGCAGGGUGUUGUAAAAUCAUGUGAUAUUUUGUUACCAAAGCUUGGUCUUAGUAUGAAGUACCCUUAAAAGAAAGGCACCUCUAACAAUUCAGUUGUUUUUUGUUUACUUCUUCAUUCACUUUGGAUGUAUUUUUUAUUUGGAAUAUUUUAUUAAAAUUUGGCUAUUAGUAUGGAAUAAGACGUAGGUGUCAAUACAAGGGGCUUUUUCAGGUUACAAGUGGUGUUUUGGAUGGUUGGACAUUAUAUUCAAGUUCAGCACAUGGUGAGAAUAAAAUGGGAUGCUUUUAUUAUUA